This is a messenger RNA of Pollicipes pollicipes, 1544 nucleotides long. RefSeq names its product single-minded homolog 2. Lineage: Eukaryota; Metazoa; Arthropoda; Thecostraca; Pollicipedomorpha; Pollicipedidae. The coding region runs from base 13 to 1494 and encodes 493 amino acids. The record is from RefSeq and is a predicted model, not a curated record. Gene Ontology annotation, molecular function: RNA polymerase II transcription regulatory region sequence-specific DNA binding; DNA-binding transcription factor activity, RNA polymerase II-specific; protein dimerization activity. Gene Ontology annotation, biological process: regulation of transcription by RNA polymerase II. The transcript has 11 exons.
GCGCGGUGAGUCAUGAAGGAGAAGAGCAAGAACGCGGCGCGCAGCCGACGGGAGAAGGAGAACUACGAGUUCGAGCAGCUGGGAAAGCUGCUGCCGCUGAGCUCGGCCAUUAGCAGCCAGCUGGACAAGGCCAGCAUCAUUCGGCAGACCAUCAGCUACCUGAAGCUGCACAAGAUGUACCCCAGCGGUCUGGGUGUCGCCUGGGGCUCGCUGGAGUCGGAAAGCAGAAUCAAAGAGCUGGGCUCUCUCCUUCUGCAGACGCUGGAGGGGUUCAUCUUCAUCGUGGCAUCGGACGGCAAGGUGAUCUACAUCUCGGAGACAGCUUCAGUGCAUCUCGGCCUGUCGCAGGUGGAGCUCACCGGCAACAUCAUCUACGAGUACAUCCACCCGGACGACCACGCCGAGAUGGCGGCCGUGCUGAACAUGCAGCCGGGCGUGCCUGCCAGCCAGGCCGGCGGCGCAGAUUUUGAGCUGGAGCGCAGCUUCAUCAUCCGUAUGAAAUGCGUGCUAGCAAAGCGAAACGCCGGUCUCACCACGUCGGGUUACAAGGCGAUCCACUGUAACGGCUACGCCAAGGUAAAGCUGAUGAGCCUGGACAGCGCGCUGUACAGCAGCUGCUACCAGGUGUAUGGCCUGGUGGCGGUGGGACACUCGCUGCCCUCCUCUGCCAUCACCGAGAUCAAGAUGUACACCAACACAUUCAUGUUCCGCGCCAGCCUGGACAUGAAACUCAUCUUCCUCGACGCCAGGGUGUUGGCGUUAACCGGCUAUGAACCGCAAGAUCUCAUAGAAAAGACCAUCUAUCAUUAUGUUCACGCGCAUGAUGUACAUAACUUGGCGCGAGCACACCGAACACUACUGUACAAAGGACAGGUGACGACCAAAUACUACCGAUUUCUGACCAAAGAUGGCGGCUGGGUGUGGCUGCAGAGCUACAUCACGAUCGUGCACAACAGCCGAUCAUCUCGGCCGCACUGCAUCGUCAGCGUCAACUACGUGCUCAGUGACCCGCAGCGGCCAAAGCAGCAGCUAGACAUCGGGCAGGCGGACGGCGGCCGGCCGGCGGGCGCCGAGAGCUGCUACGGCGCCCUUUACGCAGAUCCGAGCGGCUACGGCGCCGGCGGCUUCGGCGCCGACAAGAAGGCGGUCGACCAGCGCUUCGUGCUGCGACCCGAUUUGGCCAAUUACGCGUACGGCGCUUGUAACGAGGCGGCGCCGGCCGCCGAGCAGCGUGCGCCGCCGGCCUUCGAGCGUCACCCAGAGCUAUACGAGCGCGCGCCGGACGGGUACGACCGCGGCGCUGAUGUGUACGAGCGCGCCGCCGACGUGUACGGGUACGCGAAGGCGGCCGGAGAACUGCCGCACCUGGCCGACGUGGAGGCGCUCAACAACAACGCGCCUAAGGACUACUGCCCCUACUCGCAGCCGGCCGCCUACACCAGCGUGAUCGUGGAUGCGCAGCAUUACGCCGCCCAGAACCAGUACGUGCACUGACCGGGCGCGUUUGGGCCGCGUGUGGGGCGCGUCCGCACCGCCGGCGCCGA